This is a messenger RNA of Melanaphis sacchari, 3614 nucleotides long. Its product is annotated as tolloid-like protein 1. The coding region runs from base 706 to 3327 and encodes 873 amino acids. The transcript is spliced from 15 exons. Gene Ontology annotation, cellular component: plasma membrane. Gene Ontology annotation, molecular function: protein binding. The record is from RefSeq and is a predicted model, not a curated record. NCBI's taxonomy places the organism in Eukaryota, Metazoa, Arthropoda, Insecta, Hemiptera, Aphididae.
UCAGACCCGCGUACGACGCGCAACGCAACAACAACAUUCGUCGCGCGCGCUGCAGUGCUUUUGCGCUAUUAUAGCGUAGGCGUAUUAUUAUUGUACACGUCGCAAUCGCCGUUGUACGCACGACGCGGUUUUCGGUUCGCACCGGCUGACGACGGUUUACGUUAAACGCGACGACCAAGACGCAUCGCCGCCGGAAUUGACCUAGUUAUUUUUUCGCGUCGUUCGCACACCAUCCGCGGGUUUUUCGGGGUUUUUCGGGGUUUUUCCGUUUUCGUUUUGAGCCCCGCCACCGCCUCGUCGCGCCGACGUCCGCCCGACGACGUAAAACCUACGUAAAUUGCUCAACAACCGUCGCCCCGCCGCCGUACCCUACCCGCAAUAAUUAUUAUAAUAGGUACGACACAGCCAUCGUGUGCCCGCCCGAACGACGGGGCGCGUGCUUUUGCAGUGGCGUUGUCGCGCGCGCACGCACGCACGCACACACGCACACACACAAACGCACGCACGCACGGUUUACCGGACAGGACUGUACAGCCGCUCACCUGCACGCAAACCGCGGUGCAUUCACUUCGGACGGGGCGCGUGCUGCGCUUGAUCUGCGACUGAUCACCGGGACACGCGUUAGUUCGUUAGAUGUAAUAACAUUCCAGAUGACGAUUUGACAUUGCGAUUGAAACCAUACUGCCUUGCCGCUAUGGACAUAACAUGGCCGAAGACUAUUGGCAUGCCGGUAGCAGAUUUAUGGUGUCUUUGUCGUCUUUGUUGUUAUUGCUGUUAUCGGUAUGCGCCAGUGCUCAGAGAACGCUGUCUUCGUCCGGAUGUGACAAGACGUUUGUGAGCAACGACGGUCCUCAGAAUGGCACGUUCCAGGCCCCAGAGUUCACUAACGUCUACGGCGAGUCCAGAGUGUGCGUUUUCACGUUUGUGGCUGCUUCGCACCAAAAAGUCUUUGUAUCGUUCACCGCGUUCAAGCUCCGAAGUACACCUCCAGAAUGCGUGCACGAAUACGUGGAUGUAUACUCGGAGGUUCAACAAGUCGAUACGGAGGACUUGAUAAAUUCGCCAUUUGGAGGUAGAUACUGCGGUCUUAUACCACCUAGGGACCGGACGUCGUUGUACAGAACUGUAGCGUUUAGUUUUUACACAGACAAGAACACGACCACGUCAUCGUUGUUCGAAGGCUAUUAUAUGUUCAGCAACGAUUCCGCAUUCCAACUGGGAACGCCGUCGCCAAUCAGCCCGUGUUCGUUCGUCGUGAACUCAAAUGUGAAAAAAGUAGGCACUAUACUCACGCCGACGUACCCUGGUAUAUAUCCCAAAGGAAUGAAAUGUACAUACUUAUUUCACGGACAAGCCAACCAGAGGGUGCGGUUAGAAUUCCGAGACUUUGACCUAUUUUAUGGAGGUCCACACUGUCCUUUUGACAUUGUAAGCAUUUAUGACGGAUUAAAUGCUACUAGCCCUUUGAUCGGCCAAUAUUGCGGUCAACAACGAAAUUUAGUGGUAUACUCAACUAAAAAUUAUUUAUACGUAACUUUCGACACACUUCAUAGGGCGGCGAACACGCAAAACCGUGGUUUCAAAGGCAUGUUUGAAUUUAGCGAAAGUUUUGUCAAACUCGAUUUUAUCGGGGUAAACGAUGGAGAACAUGUUCGAGGCACCGAAUGCGAUCAAAAAGUGUUAAGUAAACGUACCUCGACGGGAUUUAUAUAUAGCCCUAACUAUCCGUUUCCGUACAUCCCAAAAAUCGUAUGUCGGUAUUUUGUUUAUGGUCUCGAAGGUGCACAAGAUUUGGAAAGAGUUAAGCUGGAAUUCCAAAAAUUCAAUAUACCCAAAGCACAAGUUAACGAACAGGAAUGCACGGAUGGUUACUUAAAGCUAUACUUGAGAGGUCAAGAAGCCAUGGAUUUGUACGAUAAGUUUGACUACGAAAUGUGCGGUGACGAGGCCGAUGAAAAGGUAGUAAUAAGUGAAGGCGCUAGACUAGCAAUGGUUUUCAGCAGUGGCGAAAUGCAUGGUCGAGGUUUUAAAGCCAAAUAUACGUUCGAAACUGAAUAUCUUAUACCUGGAACGGCUGCACCGAACGGAACGUGUCAUUUUACUUACCGCAGUGAGUCUAAGAAACGAGGAGAUUUCAACUCGCCCAGACAUCCGGCCAACUAUCCCAACGGUCUGAAUUGUACGUUUCUAUUCUUAGCUACGCCCAACGAACAGGUCACCGUGAUAUUCGAUCAGUUCAAAAUCAAAGUUGACGUAACCAACAUUUCAUUAGUUCAAUUUGGGGUGUUUGUUUGCAAGGAGGACUGGCUCGAAAUAUAUAACAUUUACAAAGAUGGUACUGAGAAAAUCGUCGGUAGAUAUUGCGGUAUGACAGCGCCUGGACCGUUGGAAUCUAAUCGGGGCGCGAUUGGUCUAAAGGUGCUACUGCACACAAACUCGGAAGGUGUCUCUAGUGGCUUUAAGGCCAGAUAUUUUUUCGACGAAGCUAAGCCGAUAUUUGGUGAUUGCGGUAGUAAUAUCAGUAAUGCAGAUUCUGGAAAGGUGCAGAGUCCGAAUUUCCCGCUCAAAUAUACUGCACCGGAAAAAGGAAUGCCGAGCAGAACGUGCAAUUGGUUUAUAAACGUUAGGCCCAAUUACAAAAUACUGCUCAACUUUGUCUCGUUCUCGGUGGAAGGAGAGCCGGCAACUAGAGGCUGUGCGACGGCCGUUGUUAGACUUUGGCCAUCUGUAGAAGAACCACCGUUGGAGUUGUGCGGUGAAAAGCCCAUUGAGUCGUGGCAGUUUCUCUCCGAAUCCAAUCAGUUUAGGAUAAGUUUUGUCGUGGCCGACAAAUCUGGCAACGGCACCGGUUUUGCUGCGACCUGGACUGAAGUAUUGGACAAUUCUGACUCGUGUCCGGGGUUUCAAUGCGAAAACUCGAGUUACUGCAUAUCCAAUCAGUUGAGAUGCAACAACGUGAUGAAUUGCGGGUCCAACGACGUGUCAGACGAGACCAAUUGUGCGAUGGAACCGGAAGCCAUGGACAACGUGGUGCUAUCGGCGGUGCUGACCAUGUGCACAGUGCUAGCGCUGAUGUUGGCCGGAUGCCUGUGCUGCCGGCGGCGGUCGGGCUCCGGCCGCCGCGAUCGGUUCCGACGGGGCGUCGGGGGCGGCGUGGGAGUCGCGGGCGGCGGAUACAACCGGCACCGGCGGCACCACCAACACCAUCAUCAACACCACCACGAGCCCCGGCCGCCGUCGCUCCGGUCGCUCAGCCCUACGCCGUCGUCCGGCCAACACGUGUGCGACGAACUGGGCGAGCGGUUCGCCAGCGUGGACAGCGUGUGACGUCCACUGGAGUAUCCCCGCCGCCGUCGCAAUUGCCGCAACCUCUUUCGACAACAACAACAACAACAACAACAACAACACCACCGCCGCCGCCGCCGCCGCUGCCGCCGAGACCGCGAUGAUCACCGCCAGAAUCCUGCUCUUCCUUCUCAGCAGCAGCAGGAGCAGCAGCAGCAGGAGCAGCAGCAGCAGUAGUAGUAGUAGAGCCCGUUUCGUCCCGGCCACGCUCCCCGUCGCGACUUCUGCGCAGCGGUUGCGGUGGUCGAUCGUGCCACUGCGACCGCAUC